Messenger RNA from Aspergillus glaucus CBS 516.65, 868 nucleotides. RefSeq names its product O-methyltransferase. The record is from RefSeq and is a predicted model, not a curated record. The transcript is spliced from 3 exons. NCBI's taxonomy places the organism in Eukaryota, Fungi, Ascomycota, Eurotiomycetes, Eurotiales, Aspergillaceae. Bases 1 to 783 code for a protein of 260 amino acids. Gene Ontology annotation, molecular function: O-methyltransferase activity.
AUGUCACAAACUUCAUGGUGGGAAUGGUCGCAGGGGGUCGUUUCGAACCUCCAGCACUCCAUUUUCUCCCUCACAAAACCAUCACAAAGCAACAAUGCCGACUUCCUACGCGCCUACAUCAAAGAACAUGGGGAGGAAACAUUCCGAAACAACCCCUGGGCACUCACAGCCGCAAUCGAAGACUUCGCAUCCACAGGCAAGCACUUAAUGAUCUUCAAAGAACCAAAGCUCAAGAUCGCCCGCGAAGCCCUGGAGUCCCUGCCCACAAAACCAAAACUCAUCAUCGAGUUCGGGACUUAUGUCGGCAACUCCGCCAUCGCCUGGGGCGCAAUCCUGCAGGGUCUCCAUGGCCCCAACGCAGCUGAGAAAGGAUGUCGCGUGUACACAUUCGAGCUGGAUCCGAUUAUGGUCCGGCUCUCGAGAGACCUUGUUCAGCUUGCGGGAUUAGAUGAGAUCGUGCAUGUGUUGGAGGGUCCUGCGUCUGAGUCUCUGAGGAAGUUGUAUAAUGAGGGGAAGGUUACCGCUGGUGAUGUUGAUAUGGCGUUUAUUGAUCACUGGGAGGAGUAUUAUCUGGCUGAUUUGCAGCUGUGUGAGGAAUUGAGUGUUUUCCAUAAGGGGUCGUUGGUGGUUGCGGAUAAUACGGAUUUUCCUGGGGCGCCGAAGUAUCUAGAGUAUGUUAGGUCUGGGGGAUCGGGGGCUGUUCGGUAUGAGAGUGAAGGAUAUACGAGCCAGACAAAGAGAGGACCGAGCGUCGUCGAAAUCAGCACUGUUGUGGAAGUCUAAUUACUGCAUGUGAGGUACUCUGUGCUAUACUCUUGUAUGCCAAAUUAGGAAAGAGCAGAACACAACCAAUCAAAGUACAGCCAGC